GAGCUGUUCGGAGCAGACAGUCCUCAAUAAUGAAUCCAGAAGAGCGAAUCGUGACAUGGCUUAUAUCCUUGGGAGUUUUAGAUUCCCCAAAAAAGACCAUCUGUGAUCCGGAGGAGUUCUUGAAGUCCUCGCUGAAAAAUGGGGUAGUGCUGUGCAAGCUGAUCAGCAGACUGAGGCCUGGCUCUGUAGAAAAGUACUGUCUGGAGCCCCAAACAGAAGCUGAUUGCAUCAACAACAUCAACGACUUCCUGAAAGGAUGUGCAACCCUUCAAGUGGAGGUAUUUGAUCCUGAUGACCUUUAUUCAGGGGUCAAUUUCUCCAAGGUUCUCAGCACUCUUUUAGCUGUCAACAAAGCAACAGAAGAUCAACUAUCAGAAAGACCAUGUGGACGUUCCUCUUCUCUUAGUGCUGCUUAUAGUUCUCAGACAAACCCACAGGGAGCAGUUUCUAGCACAGCUCCAGGGCUGCAGAGGCAGUCAAAGGCAGUGGAGAUGACGGAAAAUGGAAGUCACCAGUUGAUAGUAAAGGCAAGAUUCAACUUUAAGCAGACCAAUGAAGAUGAACUGUCAGUCUGUAAAGGGGAUAUCAUUUAUGUCACUAGGGUUGAAGAAGGAGGCUGGUGGGAAGGCACAUUAAAUGGGAGAACAGGCUGGUUUCCUAGUAAUUAUGUCCGAGAAAUUAAAUCCAGUGAGAGACCUCUUUCCCCCAAGGCUGUCAAAGGAUUUGAAACUACUCCACUUACCAAGAAUUAUUAUUCUGUGGUGUUACAGAACAUCCUGGACACUGAAAAAGAAUAUGCUAAAGAACUUCAGUCUCUUCUUGUUACGUACUUAAGACCCCUGCAGUCCAAUAACAAUCUGAGUACUGUGGAGUUUACAUCUUUAUUGGGAAACUUUGAGGAAGUAUGCACAUUUCAACAGACACUCUGCCAAGCCUUGGAAGAAUGUUCGAAGUUUCCAGAAAACCAACACAAAGUAGGAGGUUGUCUUCUGAACCUCAUGCCUCAUUUUAAAUCCAUGUAUCUGGCUUACUGUGCAAAUCAUCCUUCGGCUGUAAAUGUACUCACUCAGCACAGUGAUGAUCUAGAGCAAUUUAUGGAAAAUCAAGGCGCAUCCAGCCCAGGUAUCCUCAUUUUAACAACAAGCCUCAGCAAACCAUUCAUGCGACUGGAGAAGUAUGUUACUCUCUUGCAAGAGUUGGAACGGCAUAUGGAGGAUACGCAUCCAGAUCAUCAGGAUAUUCUGAAAGCAAUCAUAGCAUUCAAAACUCUCAUGGGGCAGUGCCAAGAUUUAAGAAAGAGAAAACAGCUGGAGUUGCAGAUACUAUCUGAACCUAUUCAGGCAUGGGAAGGCGAGGAUAUUAAAACCUUGGGAAAUGUGAUUUUUAUGUCACAAGUAAUGGUGCAGUAUGGAACAUGUGAGGAGGAGGAGAUGAGAUGUCUCGGUACCAUGUUAUUUUCAAAUGUCUUAAUAAUGUUAUCUGCAAGUCCUCGGAUGAGUGGCUUUAUCUAUCAGGUUAGUAGAUUUCAUAUAAAAGAAAAAGUAGGAACCAUAAUGAAAAGAGGGAAUGACUACAUAUUUGAAAUCACAGGUAACAUAAUAGAGAGAAUUGUGGUUCACUGCAACAACAACCAGGAUUUCCAAGAAUGGCUGGAACAGCUGUGCAGACUGAUUAGAGGACCUGCCUCCUGCAGUUCGUUAUCCAAGACAUCAUUGUCAUCUUGUAGUGCUCAUUCUUCUUUUAGUUCUACCGGACAGACUCGAGGACCCUUGGAGCCUCCUCAAAUUAUAAAACCAUGGAGUUUAAGUUGUCUACGACCUGCACCUCCACUUAGACCAUCAGCAGCUCUAGGUUAUAAAGAGAGGAUGUCUUAUAUCUUAAAGGAGUCUAGUAAAAGCCCCAAAACAAUGAAGAAGUUUCUUCAUAAAAGAAAGACUGAAAGAAAGCCAUCAGAGGAGGAAUAUGUGAUUCGAAAAAGUACAGCUGCUCUGGAAGAAGACGCUCAGAUUCUUAAAGUGAUUGAAGCCUACUGUACCAGCGCAAACUUUCAACAAGGCCAUAGCUCAAGUGCUCGCAAGGAUUCAGUUCCACAAGUCUUACUCCCCGAGGAAGAGAAACUCAUCAUUGAAGAAACCAGAAGCAACGGCCAGACCAUCAUUGAAGAAAAGAGCCUCGUUGACACUGUUUAUGCCUUGAAGGAUGAGGUCAAAGAACUAAAACAGGAGAAUAAAAGAAUGAAGCAAUGCUUGGAAGAAGAAUUGAAAUCAAGAAGGGACCUAGAAAAGCUGGUCCGGAGGCUGUUGAAGCAAACUGAUGAGUGCGUUCGGGCUGAGUCCAGUAGCAAGACCUCCAUUCUUCCAUAACCAUUACUGUGCAGCUGGGUAGAGUGUGCCAUCAGCAUAUCUUGAAAUGUCCAGCUGAAUGGUUUGGCUCAGUUUGCUCACCUCUCUGGUUUUUAUUUUGUAUUUGAGUCAGCCCCUUUCCCCUCUGUUUGCUUGAAUGCUCAUUGUUGGUUGGUUGGUUACAUUUUUUCAAUAGGGGUAAAGGCAAAAAGUGGUAGUAAAAGUCUCCUUAGCAUCUUUUCCAUUCAAUAACAAAAAGAAAGCUAAUGUAGGCAAAUGACUUAAGUGGUCUUCAGAUGGCCUUCAAUUCAUAGUGCCUCUUUAACAACCAUUACUCUUUUGGGGCUGGCUACGAUCCCAAAGCAGCUGGCCAUGGCUUAUUAAAGGUGAACUUGACUUUUCCCCCAAUGCUUUCCUAUACCUGGAAGCCCCCCAGUACUUAAUUUACUGAAAGCAAAACUUUUUGAGCUAUGGCUAGAAUAGGGUGACAGAUGAACACAUUUGCCCAAUGAUCCAGUUGCCCUUCCCUGAACCAUCAUGUGCCACUCCUCAAUGUACACUUUUUUUAAUUACUGCCCUCUGCUGUCUAUAAGACCAAGAAAACAGUAAUGCCCCUAUUUACCUUGUGUUGGUUUACAUUUUAACUCUGUGGGUCAGAAGUUCUGGUCAUCCAUGCCAACACCAAAUCCAUUAGCAAGUUGCACUAGAUAGUCCUCACUUCAGCAGCAGAGUUGACCAUCUCUACCCCAGUACAUGAUAUGAUUUUCCCCUAGCCUUCUGCCUCGUGUGUAAGUUUAAUAUCUCCCCAGUGCUUUUGGCCAACCAUACCAAGUGGUGUUUAAACUAGUAUAUGUAUGCUUUGCUUACUUUUUAAAAAUAUAGACUGUGAGCAGUUACUUUACUUACAUUGUAUAUUCAAAUUACGACUUCUCUCAUCUUUUUUAAAACAAUCUUUCAUUGAGGAAAUAUUGUGCCCUAGUAGAUAGCUUUAACUCACUUUAAUGCUCUCCCAUAUAUGCUGUGAGAAGCUGUAAUAUUCAUCAGCCUCUUUGAGUAAGACUUCUUUGCAUAUCUGGGAAGAAAAGGCUACUCUAGUAGCUGUGUGUUGGUUACUAGUGAAGCUGAUUCUUUGAAAUUGGUUUAUUCAAGUUGCUUAUCAAAUCAAAUCAUCGUCUUUGCCAGUAUCUCAGAAAUUAAAACUGUGAUGAACCAGGUUUAGAUGAUGGUCACAGAAGGGCAGCACACAUCCAAAUUUCAUAUAAUCAAAAGUCAGCCCAAGGCUCUCUCUCCCAAAUUGGUGAAAUUUGUCCAGGUGUUCAAGAUGAACUGGAAAGAGAGCAGAAGGCCAAUGGACUAAUCAAAGUUGUUUUCCAGAUACAUUUAAUGAGUGCCUAUAAAUGUGGGUUUUACGAAUGUUGUUUAGAAAUCAAACUUGAAGUUUGAAACCUCCAACUUGCCAAGCCCUUUUUCUUUCUAGUACUGGGGGUCUCAAAUUCCUGUAGCUACAUGGUACGGGGCUGUUGACUGCUUGCUGCACAGCAGAAAUUACACCAUCCACAGGAAAUGGACUAUUCCUGCAGUCCAAAUCAGCCAACCACACAUGACUGUCAUGGGAAGCUAAGAGUGAAGGAGAUUUCUAGGAAUUGGCUGUCAUUCUGUUUAAGCACAGCAGUUUAGAUAUGCCAUCUUUCACCUAAAAAUUGAAAA
Pteropus alecto (black flying fox) is the source of this 4049-nucleotide messenger RNA. It is a transcript of the gene ARHGEF6, whose product is annotated as Rac/Cdc42 guanine nucleotide exchange factor 6. Lineage: Eukaryota; Metazoa; Chordata; Mammalia; Chiroptera; Pteropodidae. The transcript is spliced from 23 exons. The record is from RefSeq and is a predicted model, not a curated record. Bases 30 to 2363 code for a protein of 777 amino acids. Gene Ontology annotation, molecular function: guanyl-nucleotide exchange factor activity; protein binding. Gene Ontology annotation, biological process: intracellular signal transduction.